Messenger RNA from Dermacentor silvarum, 2644 nucleotides. RefSeq lists its product as uncharacterized. NCBI's taxonomy places the organism in Eukaryota, Metazoa, Arthropoda, Arachnida, Ixodida, Ixodidae. Bases 495 to 2615 code for a protein of 706 amino acids. The record is from RefSeq and is a predicted model, not a curated record. The transcript has 2 exons.
AGUUCUGUUCCCCGCUUUCAGUGUCCGCGAUGUCAUUUUUUUGCGACUACGUUUAUGCGCGUGAUUUGGCAUCUUGAAGAUGUCCACUCCGCGGAGUCACAUUUAGAAGUUACGUGUGGCGUUGAAGGCUGUGAGAAGCGAUACACAAUUGUGUCGAGCCUCCGAAGCCAUCUCUAUCGCAAGCACCAGCAGUGGCUUUCGCGUGUUGGCGGAGAAACGCGGAGAGAGUCGGACGAAAAUCGUGAUGCUUAUGACACAGACGCAACAGAAGAUCCUGGUGCAGGUGUUAGUGGCCAGCUCGCCGCUCAUCAUUCGCACCACGAACCGACUUCGUCACGUGGUGCAAGGUUCCAGGAAGUGCCAGAGCCUCCAUCACUAGAACACUUCAACACAGCCACAGCAGGUGACCCUGGCGCUUCGGGUGUUACUGACCAGCUCGCCGCUCAUCAUUCGCAGCAUAACCAACUGCUUCACGUGAUGCAAGGUUCCAGGAAAUGCCGCAGCCCCCAACACUCGAAGAAUUUGCCAUAGGAUUGAAAAGAUCACUUGCAAACCUGUUCUUUCGUGUUGCUGAAGCACGAAAGGUACCCAAUUCCACCUGCGAAGCUUUGUUCCAAGAAGUUGAGGCUAUACUUAGAUGGACUAUGCAACAGUUUGCAGAGCAAGUAAGGUGUGCGGUGAAUUCAUCUUUUUCUGAUGUACCUGAAUCACUUACUAACUUGUUGAACUGCAACUUCCUUGAAGGCCUUUUUGAUGAUAUUCGCUCGCAGUACCAAAGAGUUCAGUUUGCUAAAUCCAAGUUUCCUUUCACUGAGGCCCAGAAGUGCAUGUAUACUGACAGUGACCGAGCUUCUUUCUACUACGUUCCGGUAGGCAGUGUGUUGAAGAAUUUUAUGCAGUGCAAGGGUAUCUCUGAACAGAUAAUGAAACCCGAGGCUGCGGAAGCAACUGUACUACGAAGCUAUCGUGAAGGCAGGAUUUAUAAGAAGCAUGUAACUAACAUGCUUGCGAACUCUAAUGACAAGCUGCUUCACCUUUUAUUAUAUACAGAUGAACUUGAAAUUACUAACCCAAUUGGAGCAGCCAGAGGUGUGCACAAGCUUUUGGCAGUCUAUUACAGUGUACUCAAUGUACCUGCUGCAUAUCGUUCACAGUUGAAAAUGCUGCAUCUCGCAAUAAUGGCAAAGUAUGUAGAUGUACAAAAGCAUGGCAUGGAGGUUGUGCUCAGGCCAUUCCUUGCAGAAUUAAAAGCACUGCAGGAUAGAGGCCUUAGUGUCAUCUUGGAUGGAAAGGAAGUGCGUGUAAAGGUAGUAGUCUUAGCUUUCUGUGGAGACAACUUGUCGAUGCAUCGCUUGGGCGGUUUCUCCUGCAACUUUGCUCAUGGAUCUGUUUGCCGGUUUUGCAUGGCGCAAAUCAAAAACCUUUCAUCACUAACAAGAGAAGAUCUAUGCCAAAUCAGGACUAGAGAGCUCCAUGAAAACCACCUGAAAGCCAUUCAAUUAAACCCAGCAUUGUAUAAGCGGCUGUAUGGGGUGAAUGGUGAGUCAGUAAUGUCUUCUCUUGAAGACUUUGAUGUUACAUCACAGUUAGCACCGGAUAUCAUGCAUGACAUGUUUGAAGGAGCAUUGCCGUUUGUAAUACAGCAUGUGCUAAAAGGGUUGUUUGAUGACCAUAUUUUGUCCUCAUCAGACCUUGAAAAAGUAAGCAAGUUUCACUAUGGUCGAAAUGAUGUGACAAACAAACCGCUGCCGCCAAGUGAAGCCUUUGUACAAGGUAAAAGUGCUCUGAAGGGCACUGCAUCACAAAAAUGGUGCCUUUUUCGACUCUUGCCCCAAAUAUUUGGGUCCAGUGUUCCAGAAGAAAGUGAGGACUGGGAAGUGUACCUCCUCCUAAGAGAAAUAAUAGACAUGUUUUUAUCAGACAACCUUCCAUUGCAGUCCCUUUCAUACCUGGAAAUUAAAGUACAAGAGUUCCUUCGUUCCUUCAUCAGUCGCUACCCAUCUGCUCGUCUCAUUCCAAAGAUGCACUAUCUGAUACACUACCCCCGCAUGAUAUCUCUUUUUGGACCACUUAAGCAGUUGUGGUGCAUGAGGUUCGAGGCAAAACACCAGUAUUUUAAGAGCCUUGCAACGCGUGUCAAGAAUUUCAGGAAUAUCUGCAAGACCCUUGCAGAUAGGCACCAGCUGCUGCAAAGUUUUGAGUUCAGUGAAUUAGCUUUGGACGGUGUGCUGUCUACGAACAGUGCAAAACCUGUGGAGAGGGCUGAGCUUCACCCAUGCAUUCAAGAGGUGCUGCCAGUUGGCAUCACCUGGCAGGCAAAGUCAGUGACACUACGCCAGGUAACCUACAAAGUAGAAGAUGUGCUUGUAAUGCGCAAAGGGGAUGACCCAGAGUUUUGCCAGAUUAUUGGCAUCUUCAUUGUGAGCAAUGAAGUUGCUUUUUUAGUCGAGAGACUUGAGGUGCUAGAAUUCAGAAGGCACCGAUAUUCCUUUCGGGUCGCAAAGUGUGGUUCAAUGUCUGCUGCGAAACCUGGAGAUGAAGCACUUCCAGAGUGCCUUGACCUCUAUUUUGGAGGGGAAGUUGUCCCAAGAUGUGAAGUUGUGUUGUUUGAUUAAUGGUUGUUAUUGACACUGUUACUGGGUUG